CCUGGCUGUGACUGAAGAUGUCUGUGACUGGAUUGACUUGUAAUUCACCUCGCUUUUCUUUUUAUAUACCUAAAAGAGGGUCAGGGGAUUUAUGUGGUCAAGUUUCAGCUUUUACCCAUCAUCAAAACUUAAGGAAAAAGAUGCAACCUCUUCGUUUUGAUAGACGUUACUGGAUUGGUUUCACACAGAAAAAUGAGGUUGUGCAAAGUCACAGUAUCUAUAAUGCAAUGGGUGCUUCUUUUGGUGAUACAGCUGACAACUCAAGUGAUGCAGCUGUUUUUCCUCGAAUCAACAUAAGUGAUCCAUAUAAACGGCUUGGAAUUAGCAGGGAAGCUUCUGAAGAAGAAAUCCAAGCUGCAAGGUACUUCCUCAUUCAUAAAUAUGCCAGACACCAGCCAAGCAUUGAUGCGAUCGAAUCAGCUCACAACAAGAUAAUCAUGCAGAAGUUCUAUGAGAGGAAGAACCCUAAGAUCGAUAUCAAGAAAAAGGUCCGGGAAGUAACUCAAUCACGGGUUGUUCAGGCCGUCAUGAGUAGGUUUCAAACGCCAUCUACAAACUUCAUCAUAAAGACAGCGAUUGCAUUUGCAAUUCUUGGUGCACUCACUGUUCUUUUCCCAACAGAAGAUGGACCGACCCUUCAGGUAGCCAUCUCCUUGAUUGCUACCAUAUAUUUCAUAUAUGACCGGCUGAAGAGUCGAGUCCGAGCUAUACUAUACAGCAUUGGGGCUUUCAUCGUCUCUUGGCUCUUGGGGACAUUCUUGAUGGUGUCUGUUGUUCCACCUAUACUUCGUGGCCCAAGGAGCUUGGAAGUUUCGACUUCUUUAGUAAGCUAUAUUCUUCUAUGGGUUUCUUCUACUUAUCUGAAGUAACAUGAGUUCUAUCACCUGUUCUACAUCCCUUUUUUGUUGUGGAUAACGACUGAAUAUUCCUGCUGGUGGUUCAUUGGUAUCAACAUCUUCGAAGCUGGUCAUCCCAUGUUGGGUUAGUUUUUCAAACAAGCCAAAGGAGAAGUUUUGAGGAAAGAGUAGCUGCUUGUUUUGUUUGAGAAAAUUUAAGACUUGAGUUGUUCUGUUUUCCAGUAUAUAUUA
This is a messenger RNA of Telopea speciosissima, 1088 nucleotides long. RefSeq names its product protein CHAPERONE-LIKE PROTEIN OF POR1, chloroplastic. Bases 18 to 869 code for a protein of 283 amino acids. Gene Ontology annotation, cellular component: chloroplast membrane. The transcript is spliced from 4 exons. The record is from RefSeq and is a predicted model, not a curated record. NCBI's taxonomy places the organism in Eukaryota, Viridiplantae, Streptophyta, Magnoliopsida, Proteales, Proteaceae.